Molecule: messenger RNA, 8920 nt
Organism: Pelobates cultripes (western spadefoot toad)
Lineage: Eukaryota; Metazoa; Chordata; Amphibia; Anura; Pelobatidae
Source: the annotation of a GenBank genome assembly
UCUGGGUCUCUGGAAGAUUCGCUUCUGGCGGCUUCCAGAAUAUCGUCAGGAGGGAAGGAAGCUUCCAGAGAGCAGUGAUCUCCUUAUAAAUACCGGCAUGCAAAAUCUGGGGACAGACAGCGACCAGCGAGCGACAGACUGCAGAAUUCGGCAUCCCGAUACAGGACAAGCCAUAUCACCUAUCCCGAUAGUGGACAAGCCAUAUCCCCUAUCCCGAUACAGGACAAGCCAUAUCCCUUAUCCCGAUACAGGACAAGACAUAUCCCCUAGCCCGAUACUGGACAAGCCACAUAACCUAUCCCGAUACCGGACGACAUAGAAGCUAUCCCGAUAGAGGACCAGCUAUAAUCUAUCUGGAUACAGGAACAUCCUACUGAAUCACGAUCUGUGAUAGAACACAUCCCAGCACAAGGAAACCGACAAGGUGGGCAGAGAUUUUAAAGGUUGUUCUAUUAUUAUACAUCUUAAUCCUUAUGUUUUCUUUUGAGUAGUGGAAAGUCACACGUGGUAAAUUCUAGACGUUGUUACCUCGGUAAUCUCUGAAUACUUGUGGCCCUCCACCAUGCUUAAUCUUGGCUCCAUAUUCUUUUAAUGGACUAAUCAAAGUCCAAUCUGUAGACAGUCUAGUAAACUGACUCAUGGAAAAUGUCAAGUCGGUAGUAAUAUUUUAAAGCAGUGUUGAAGCAAGAUGAUGUUUGUCCCAUGUCUCUAAGUAUGACAUACCAUCAAAUAACACUAGUUUGUAUGGAUCCAUUCUUAAAGUGAUUUUUUUUUUUGGUAUGCCUUUUCUAGAUGCCAGAGGAUAUCAAAACUGUUCCUGGUCAGGCGAUGGAGGAAGAAGUGGAGACAUUUGCAUUUCAGGCAGAAAUUGCCCAACUUAUGUCUCUGAUCAUAAAUACCUUCUACUCCAAUAAGGAAAUCUUCCUACGAGAAAUUAUCUCCAACUCUUCUGAUGUAAGUUUGUGUAAAAUCUGUUCUGAGAGUGGUGAACAUGUUAUAAUAUAACAUUAAAUCCCCAGUCAUUGAUCGUUUCUGUAGAGUGGCAUAGCUGUUGGUAUCCUUUGCUGUCCACUGACCUCCUGUGAUGGUGGGUGAGUGGUGAUAAAUAGAUGGGGAUCUGAUGUUAUGCCCCCUGCUUGUCCACUCAAAGCACUGCCACUAGUCUGUCGCAUGAGGCUACACAAGAGGACCGAGCGCAGCAAAUAGCGUUGACAGGUUGCCAUAUGCUUACAGGUAGGAGAGAGUUUAGACAGAAGGGGUGGACAAUGGGGGAGAGGUAUAGAUACUUAGGUGGUUGGCAAGAUAGAUACAGUUUAGAUAUUCGCUUAGGUGCCACCUACCCACAAAACUCGUCAUGUAUGUAUAAAAUCUAUGUGAUAUAAAAUUCCAAUAAUGCAAGGCUAGUAGUAAAUGCUGGUCUAACAAACAGCAUUGCACUUUACAACGAUUUGUAACUCCUCUUGUGAACUACAGUUCCCAUGAUGCUCAGCCAUCCCAUAAGCUUAGUUAAUCAUCAUGGCAAUUGUAGUUCAGAAUCAAGCAAUGCCUGUGAUCCAAAGUUUUGGAUUGCAGCUCACUAUGCAGUGUUUGGUCUUUAAUUAUGUUUGAACUGCAACUUCCAUGAUACUCGGACAGCCUGAAGACUUGGUUGAGCAUCACAGCCAAGGCCAGCACUGUUUAAGUCUUGAUGUCAGAUAUUUUAUUUCUUUUAAAAAAAUAAUGCUAUACUUUACUAAGUCCUUUAUGAUUGGUUUCAGAUUAUUACAAAUACAAAUUCAUAGAAACAGAAUGGUAUUUUUUGUGUUCUCAGUCCUGUCAACUUGUCUUUUUCUCAAUUAAUAUAUUAAGUCUGAUCUUGAAAUAUUUUGUUUUUCAGGCUCUGGAUAAAAUCCGCUAUGAGAGUCUGACUGACCCGAGUAAAAUGGAUUCUGGCAAAGAACUGAAAAUUGACUUGAUUCCAAACAAACAGGAUCGCAGCAUCACAAUUAUUGACACUGGCAUUGGGAUGACCAAAGCAGAUCUUAUUAACAACCUGGGUACUAUUGCAAAAUCUGGAACCAAAGCUUUUAUGGAGGCUUUGCAAGCAGGGGCUGAUAUUUCCAUGAUUGGCCAGUUUGGUGUUGGUUUCUACUCAGCCUACCUUGUUGCAGAGAAAGUUACGGUGAUCACCAAGCACAAUGAUGAUGAGCAGUACGCCUGGGAGUCUUCAGCUGGUGGAUCAUUCACUGUCAGAUUAGACAACAGUAAGUCCCCUCUCUUAUUAGAGAGGUCCAUAUUGCAACUGUGUGACUGUCAGCAUUUUAGAGCAGUAAUCUCCAAACUGAGAUUUCAUGCUAGUGCACAACUUCAGCUCACGUGACUUUCUUUGCUAAGAAAAUAUCUUGAAAGUUGCAGUUCUCUAGUUCUUCAACAGCAGAGGACCUAAAAUUGUCUACUCUUGCUGUAGAGUAAGUAAACUUAAUAUCAGAAAGCCAAUAUACAUAUAAACAAUUUUUCCCCAAGUUCUUUCUAUUAAAUUAUUUUUCGAGAAUGAGCCACGUAAAUAUAGCAUAACAGAGAGAGAACUAGUUGUGACAUUUUGUUGUCCAAUUUCUCUUUUUAUCUAAACGUCUAUUGGUCUUUAUGAGGUUUAAGCAUUUUCAGAUGUCAGUGUAUUUCAUUAUUGGUUCACUCUCAGAACAUACACUUAUUCAAACUAUUUACCAUUAGGCGAGCCAAUUGGCCGUGGCACAAAGGUUAUUUUGCACCUAAAAGAAGAUCAGACAGAAUAUUUGGAGGAAAAGAGAAUAAAAGAAAUUGUAAAGAAGCACUCACAGUUCAUUGGAUAUCCAAUAACUUUGUAUGUAAGUAUCAUCUAUGUAUAUGUAAUAUGUUAGUACAUUCCAUAAGGCAGUGAUGGCGAACAUUUUUGAGCCUGAGUGCCCAAACCGCAAUACAAACCAACUUUUUCUCCUCCAAGUGCCAACACAGCAAUUAAACCUGAAUACUGAAGUUUAAGCUUAGAAAAAACAACUCAUACAGUUGUCCGAACUAAUUAACAUCUUUUGUUUUUAAAGAAGAACACAACAACAUAGAGUUCAAUGAAAACACACUGGUGUUUGGUGGUGAUUCACCUAACUAAAGACCUAUUCCCACCUAUCCACCUGCAGUUUGCACGCAUUUUACAUGCUGCUUUGGCACAGUUUACAUCAGAAUUACAUCCGUCUUACAUCCAGUUUUGGUGCAGCUUUGUAUGUUUGUCAAUAGACAUGCAUUUUUUAUCAGGUUUCUGUCCGUCCAGCUGCACCAAAACUGCAUGUAAAUUGUGUCAAAGAUGCGUACAAGGGGAUACUCAACUUUUAAUAUGAUUACAUACCAGACUGAAAUUGUAUGAGGAGCAUUUACUCCUCCUCCUCCUCUCCUCCAGCAUCUCCUCCUCCUCUCCCCAGCACCUCCUCCUUCUAUUCCACUAGCAUCUUCCCUUCUCUACCCACAGAAUCUCCUCCUCCUCUCCCCCAGCAACUCCUCCUCCUCUCCCACCAGCAUCUUCCCUUCUCUAUCCACAGCAUCUCCUCCUCCUCCUCCUCCUUUCCCACAGCAUCUGAUUCCAUUCCCCUGCUGUGCCGGGGUGUGGGCAUGGGGAGCACUGGCUUAUCUGCUGUUCCAGCAAUGCUCCCUCCGUUGAUGCCGCUGGGAGACCGGAAAUUACGUAAAUCAGGCGCCAUCGCAGACUUAAUAUCCUGUCUCCCGGCAGCAUCAGCGAAGGGCGCGGAGGGAGCAGUGCUAGAACAGCACGUAAGUCAGAGCUCCCCUUUGCUGCCCACCAACAAUAUGAAAGCAGAGUAGGCGACUGCCGUUUUGGGCAGGCAGGUACCUACUCUGCAUUGCCGCCGGGGGCCUAAGGCUGCCGACCGGCACCAGCGCCCGCGACCUAUGGCUGUGUGCCCAAAGAGAGGGCUUGGCUUCCCAGCUGUGGCACGCAUGGAAUAGGUUCGCCAUCGCUGCUAUAGGGCUUUAUCAAUCAAUCUUGGGGCCCUAAAUAUGUGAAUGUUUCUGAAACUCAAAUAUUGCCCACAAAAAUCUUGGGUUGUCUGUGGUACCCAUCGGUUGCAAAAAUGUGUUUCUCAAUUUGAAUGGCCUAGAACACAUUCCUUUGCAGUGUUCUAGCUAAGUAUAUAUAUAUUUUUUUUUGAGGCAUUGUGUUAAUUGCAUUUUCUGCAGUAAGGUACUCUGCUUAUAUAUUAGUAUUAAGAUAAGUGGAUUUUGCACACAUGUUCUUUGUGUCUGUCCCCUCCCCCCAUUUUGGUUGCUGUUGAUUUACCUCUGUUAUUCUAAAUGCAUUCGGCCUUAUGUAUUAGGGAGAUCCAAUGAAGAGAUGGAGUUGUGGUCCAAUAUGAAUUUCUGUGCUCCACCACUGGUUCUGGAGAGAUGUCACACCUUACUUGUGCAUAGUACAGAGCAAAUCAAGAGGGAGCAGGGGAUUUAAAAUUAUGCACCCACUGAAAAGAUGGGUCAACGUGUUAUAUGACUGCUUCAGUGCUUUGGUUUGUAAAAUGAAAUGUUUUAUUUGAUAAAGUCUUUGGACUUCUCAGUGGUAAACCUCAGAUAAGCUCAUAUUUUAAUUACAUCUGAUUUUGGGCACAGGAAAUCAGAUUUAUAAGGCACUAAACUGGUUAAAGCCAUAGGAAUGUAGACAGGACUCCACCAGUGGACAGCAAAUAAGAUGUCAGACAAAACCAGCAGAAUGCAACAUAGAGCAAUUAUUGAUCUUCUGACUUUAAUACGUAGGUGGAAAAGCAACGAGAGAAGGAGAUCAGUGAUGAUGAAGGCGAAGAUAUAGCAGAAGACAAAAAGGUGGAUGAGAAAGUGGGAGAAGAAGAAAAGCCUGAAAUUGAGGAUGUGGGCUCUGAUGAGGAGGAGGAUGAAAAUAAAAGGGAAAAGAAGAAGAAGACUAAGAAGAUAAAAGAAAAGUAUAUUGAUCAAGAGGAACUGAAUAAGACCAAGCCUAUCUGGACCAGAAAUCCUGAUGACAUUACUGCGGAGGAGUAUGGAGAAUUCUACAAAAGUUUGACAAAUGACUGGGAGGAUCACCUGGCUGUUAAAGUAAGCACUUGUCAACUCUUGAGCAUUAAUACAUUGAGUGUUAAAUGAUAGUUUUGUAGUAAAUACACAUUACAAGAAUGCAACAGUAUAAUUUACUCAUCAUCUUGAAGUGACACUAGAACAGUAGUUAACAGUUUGAAUGCAGUUCAAUGCAUUCAAACUGACCUCUCAUUUGGCCACACUCUACAGAGUUGUGAUCAAAUUGGUCACCUGCUAGAGUAAGUGGUUAGAAAAUAUAAUGAGGAUUUAAGGCUAUGGUAAAACAUUGUGGUGAACUCUAAACUUUGAAUAAUAGAGGAUCGGGUUAAGAAAUGAAAGAGGUGUUAAAAAAGAGGAUUGGCUCAGGAGCACCUAAUCAGUGAUAUAAAUGAGAUUGUAUCGCUUACUGUUGUCUGUUAAAAUGUCAGGAAGGCCUUUGGCUCAGUCUCUCGUGUAUACCUUUCUCUGCAAAGAUCUCUUCCAGUUUUUUUUUCGUACUGAAAAAUGAAAUGUCCUAUUUUCCAGCAUUUCUCUGUAGAGGGACAGUUAGAAUUCCGGGCGCUGUUGUUCGCCCCACGAAGAGCAGCGUUUGACCUGUUUGAGAACAAAAGGAAGAAAAAUAACAUUAAAUUGUAUGUGCGUAGAGUCUUUAUCAUGGACAACUGUGAGGAACUGAUCCCUGAAUAUCUCAGUAAGUGAUGCUGACAUACCUAUACCUGAAUAAUAACUCUCAAUUAUAGAGCAUUAACAAUAACUCCUUAAAGAAUUUAGAUUUUACUGUCACCACAGUCUGGUCCGUAAUGACCGUAUUCCAGUUUGGCUUGUCUUGCGUAAUUAUCUUUGACCUCGAUUUAAUAUUUUUGUAUACGCUUUUUGAAUGAUUUAACAUUUUGAAAAAUAUUAUGGUGUUUUUUGAUAUAUUGAUUUUUUUUUUAUAUAUAUAUAUAUAUAUAUGAGAUUUUUUAAAAAAAAAUAUGAAAUCAUUUAAAAAGCUUAUACAAAAAUAUCAAACUGAGGUUUUUAUUGGCUUCAUACAGGUCUACAGUCUUUGACAGUAUUUCAAGAAAAGAUUAUGGUGAUGUUAUGGACUUGCAUUCCUUUAUUAAGCGCUAAAAAAGAAAGUACUUCUAGUAUCUAUGAAAGCAAAAAUAACUUAAAAUUUUAAUUCCGUGAAGAACUACCAUAUUGACUAAGCCAUCUGCUUUGGUUUGUUUUUCCACCAUGAUUGUCUGUUUUUUUAAUUUUAUGUCAUGUGCCUAGUGCUGUAUCACUGAGUUGAACAUACUCUAGAACAGAGGUGCCUAAAAGAUAGAUCCCUUGAUGUUUUAUAACUACGUGUCCGUGAUAUUUUGUCAUUCUAAUGCAUUCUAAAGGCAUGCAAAGCAUCAAUGGACUUGUAGUUCUACAACAUCUGGGGAUUUAGAUGUAGAACUUAUAUCAACUUCUAUCAAACUAUGCUUAAAGGAUUUCUACAGUUGUAUAGCUAGGAUAGAUGUUUGGUUUCAUGCAAACAGAGAGGUCUUUUUCUGACUCAUGUUAUUGUAUUGUUUUGCAGAUUUCAUGAAAGGAGUGGUGGAUUCUGAGGAUCUACCUCUGAACAUAUCCCGUGAGAUGCUCCAGCAGAGCAAAAUCCUCAAAGUGAUCAGGAAGAACUUGGUGAAAAAAUGUUUAGAACUAUUUACUGAGCUGGCAGAAGACAAAGACAACUACAAAAAGUUUUAUGAACAGUUUUCCAAGAAUAUAAAGGUAGGCUGAUUUAUAGACUGUGUGAUCUAUAGUAAGCAGACUAAUAAUUGUAGGCCAAUAAAAACCCACCAUCAGAUCUACAAUUGUAAUUAUUAAAUUGCAAAUGUCAUUUUUAUAUUGUUGGCAUAGGAUGGUAAGACAAUUUUACCAUCAUUUUUGUGUUAAUGCCUUAAUAAAGUGUAUGCAUUUUCUAUUUUUCAGCUUGGAAUUCAUGAAGACUCACAGAAUCGUAAGAAAAUGUCUGAACUUUUACGUUACUUUUCCUCCUCUUCUGGAGAUGAGAUGAUCUCACUCACAGAUUAUGUCUCACGCAUGAAGGAAAAUCAGAAACACAUCUAUUAUAUCACAGGUAAUAGAUAAUAUUCAGUCUUCGUUUGUUUUGUCUUCACUCUUUGGGUCAUGAUAUUCAAGAGAGUCUCAAAUCUUGUGCAGUUCUCCUAAUAUGUGGGUUCCAAUUUGGUACAGGUGAAUCAAAGGAGCAGGUGGCUAAUUCAGCCUUUGUGGAAAGACUUCGGAAACACGGUCUGGAAGUGCUGUACAUGACGGAGCCUAUUGACGAGUACUGUAUCCAACAACUGAAAGAAUUUGAUGGGAAAACAUUGGUUUCCGUCACUAAAGAAGGUAUGGAACUUCCUGAAGAUGAGGAGGAGAAAAAGCUCAAUGAGGAGAAAAAAGCCAAGUUUGAGAAUCUCUGCAAGCUAAUAAAGGACAUUUUGGAUAAGAAAAUAGAGAAGGUUAGUUUGUUUCUAUGUAUUGUUUCUGAAUGAAAAGAAAGCUAUAUAUAAAACAUGUCACUAGUCAAUAUGAUGUGGCAAGCUUAAGUCGUAGAGUAAAUCACAUUUCUUCACAGCAGUAACAACUAAAAUAACUGUUAUUUCAGCCUGCCAAGAAAUUAGUAUUGAGACAUAUAAUUUUAUGCUGUAAUACCUAAGGAUACAUGAGUAGGAUAAUAGCUGGUUUAAUGGGGGAGAAAUCUGAUUGCUGUUUGUUUGGAGUCAAGAAGGAAUUUUUCAAAUUAUGUGCGCAGUUGAAAAUCGCUUUGUAUUGGGUCAUUUGCCUUUUUUUGGAUCAACAGCAUACACAGAUGUGUGAAAUGUUGAACUUAAAGUAACUUAUUCAACCUUGAUUACUAUGUACCAUGUAAUAACCAAAACCAUCUUUUCUAUGCUAUGUCUAGGUGGUGAUAUCCAAUCGUUUGGUUGAAUCCCCUUGCUGUAUAGUGACCAGUACAUAUGGUUGGACUGCCAACAUGGAGCGUAUCAUGAAGGCUCAGGCCCUUAGAGACAAUUCGACAAUGGGUUACAUGGCUGCCAAAAAACACCUGGAGAUCAACCCAGAUCAUUCAAUCAUUGAGACACUGAGACAGAAAGCUGAGGCUGAUAAGAAUGACAAAUCUGUAAAGGAUCUAGUAAUUCUUCUCUUUGAAACUGCACUCCUGUCAUCUGGAUUCAGCCUGGAAGAUCCACAGACACAUUCUAACCGCAUUUACAGAAUGAUCAAACUUGGCUUAGGUAAGAGAUUAGUUUCAUAGUGAAAAGGUUGUUUGUUUUUUAUUAGUUUUUAUAACCUCCUUGGUAUAUUAAGUAAAAACAUAUUACUGUGGUCCGAAGGGAACAGUAGGUUUCAAUAAGUCAUUUGUCUUUUUUUUGACAGGAAUUGAUGAAGAUGAGUCCAGUCUAGAAGAACAGGCAAGUCCAGUACUGGAGGAACUGCCACCCUUGGAAGGAGAUGAGGAUUCAUCCAGAAUGGAAGAAGUUGAUUAAUUAUGCUGACGACUUUACUCCUAUUCACUGUUGCUGGUGUUAUCAGAUGUGAAUAUCUUUCCUAGAACUAUUGAAUAUACAUCUCCUGAGGAGAGUGCCUGACUAAGAUUUUCUUAUAAAAUAAACGAUUUUUGGGCUAUGUGUUUAUUAAUAUGUCCUCAGCUGGAACUGUUAAUUGCCAUAGAGAAGAAUGUAUAGAUUAUUGCAGUAUUUCACAAAUGCACCUUUUAUUGUUUUUUUAUUUUUUAUUUUGUGUGAUUGGUUUAUGGGUUUUUUGUGAUGUAUCUGCUGCCAAAUUAUUUAAGAUUGUUAUAUGACAAUGAGUGUUAAUAAAAUAUUUUAUUACCAAA